Molecule: messenger RNA, 1833 nt
Organism: Metopolophium dirhodum (rose-grain aphid)
Lineage: Eukaryota; Metazoa; Arthropoda; Insecta; Hemiptera; Aphididae
Product: zinc finger MYM-type protein 1-like
Exons: 1
Coding region: 1-1833 (610 amino acids)
Molecular function (GO): protein dimerization activity
Source: RefSeq, a predicted model, not a curated record
AUGCGAGCAGAAAAGUCUGAAAAAGAACAUAAUCGUAAUGUUUUAAAACGUCUAAUUGAUGUAUCCCUAUUUCUUGCAAAAAAUGGUCUCCCAUUUAGAGGACAUAAAGAAAAAUUGAAUGAUGGAAAAUCAAAUAAUGGACUGUUUUUAGAACUUGUUAAGCUUAUAGCAAAUUAUGAUGCAGUAUUAUGUAAACAUCUAUUAGAGUCAAAAAGAAACCAAACUUACCUAAGUAAUUUAAUUCAAAAUGAUAUAAUUGAAGCUAUGGCUCAAGAAACGUUACAGUUAAUAUUGAAAGAAGUAAAGAUAGCAAAAUAUUUUUCUAUCAUAAUUGAUUCAACUAUUGAUAUCAGUCGAGAUGAUCAAUUUUCCUUAAGUAUACGAUUAGUGGAUCAAGGUGGAAUAAUUAGAGAACAUUUUUUGUGUUUUGAGGAGUUACCAGGGGCUUCUGCAGAUAACUUUUUUGAUGUUCUUAAAAAAUGUUUAAAAAAAUUUGAUUUAGAUUUUUCUAUGUGUAGAGGUCAGUCGUAUGAUAGUGCUAGUACAAUGUCUGGCCGUUAUUCUGGUCUACAAUCAAAAGUCAAAGAAUUAUCACCCCUUUCUUUGUACAUUCAUUGCUGUGCUCACAAUCUAAAUUUAGUUUUAAUUGAUUCUAUCAAAUCUUCCAUCGAUGCAGUUUCCUUAUUUGGUACUUUAGAAUCAUUGUAUACUUUUUUAACUAGCAGUUUGCCUAGAUUGCAUAUUUUGGAAGAAGAACAAAAAAAACAAGUAGAAGGUAUUGUUUUGACAUUGAAAAAACUUUCAGAGACAAGGUGGGCUAGUCAUAAACGUGCUGUAGAUGCAGUUUAUUUUAGUUUACCUGCAAUUGUUAAAACAUUAAAGAAAAUUAGCAAAGGAGAAAUUCCUAAUACAAAACAAAAAACUGUUUCUGAAGCUCAGGGUUUACUUUUACAUAUAAUAAAUUUUAAAUUCAGUUUUUUUUUAAUUAUGUGGAGAACAAUUUUAGACAAAGUAUACAUAUCAUCAAAUUAUUUACAGAACUCUUCAAUUAAUCUAUUAACAGCUCAUAGCAUGAUUCAAGCUUGUUUUAUUGAUAUUGACUCUAUGAGAACAAUUGAAGUAUUCAUGGAAGUUAAAGAAAAGGCAAUAGUGUUUUGCAAUGGAUUUGACGGUAGAAAGCAGUUUGAUGAACCUAGAUGUAAAAAAAUAAAAACCAAUUUUGGUGAAAGUACAGAAGUUCAGUCAAUAAGUUCAGUUGAUGAGCGAUUUAGGAUCAAUACUUAUUUUGUCAUUUUAGAUGCAUUUACCAAUGUUUUAAAAUAUCGCUUUGAAGAUUUUUCUAGUAUUGUAAGAAAAUUUGAAAUCCUUGAUCCAAAAAAAUCUUUUGAAAGUAGACCCAGUAAUGAAAUUUUAGUUGAACCCCUUAUAGAACUUUCUACAUUUUAUCAAGUAGAUGUUGAACAAGAAAAUCUUAUUUUGGAGUACAAGUCGUUUUGUUCUAUGUAUAACCAAUUAAUUGCAGAAAUAAAAAAUAAAAAAGUAUUUGACAACAAUAUGUUAAAAUUCAUGAUUGAAAAUGAUAUGAUUUCUUCAUAUCCAAAUUUAUCAACAUUGUAUAAAAUAUAUUAUACUCUGCCUAUAAGUAGUGCAACUGCAGAAAGGUCAUUUAGUAGGUUGAAGCUUAUAAAAACAUACCUCCGUUCUACAAUUGCUGAGGAUAGGUUGUCUAACUUGGCGGUUUUAAGCAUAGAAAGAAAUGUUGCUGAAGAUAUGGAUUACAACAAUGUUAUUGAAACAUUUGCCAAAAUGAAGAAAAGAAGAAAAACUUUUUAG